UUCCUCUGCCUGCGCCCGCGUCUUCCUCACCUGCGCCGUGGUGGAGGCAGGUAGGAUCCGGCCGGCCGGGCACGGUGCUGAGCACCACAUGAGCGCAUGGCCAGCGAGGCGAGGAUGGGGGAGGCCGCGCCGCGCUGGAGGAGAGCCCCGGAGGCAGCGCAGGACCUCCGGGGGCUGGAGAGCAGCGGGGUGCCGGGGGUCCUGCCCCGGAGCACGGCCACCGACCCGGCCCUGGGGGGCUACCAGGAGCCCCCCAAGCUGAGCUACAGCCCUGGGCUGGCCACGGACAAGGGCUGCCCCUGGAGGGGCUCCGAGGGUUGCGUGGAGCCGGCCGGCCUCCCGCUGGGCUGCCCCUACCCGCCGGCCCCGCAGCGCCUGCGGGACGCCCUGUGCCUCCCCAAGGACUCCGCCGAGCUGCCGCUGCUGCUGGCGCCCAGGAACGGGCAGCCCAAGGAGCCCCCGCGGUGGGCUGAAGCCGUGCUGGCCCCCCUGGCUCUCUACAGCCACGCGUACCACCGCUACCCCCUGCCCUUCCCGGCCGCGGACACCCAGCGCCCCGGCAAGCCCCGCGGGGAUGGGGACCCCCCGGCUUUCCGCAGCUGCCCCUUCCUGGUGGAGGCCAAGCACAGCCCCUUCCUCCUGUCCUCGCUGCUCCCCCCCGGCCCCCCGCCAGAGCCCGGAUUUGGUGGCGGGGGGCCGGAGGGUCCCGUGGGCGACGGGCGCUUCGCCGGCACCGACUGGCGCCUGGGUCCCUUCGUGCCGGCCUGGGGGGCGCAGCCCCUCUACCUGGGGGUGCCGCCGAGGUGCAAGGCGGCUCCGGGCGCCUUCGAUGAGAGCUGCGGCUCGGGGAGCAAGGAGUUUUACCCGAAGAAGGAGCCCGGCUUCCACCUCCAGGCCGAGGACCAGGAGCAGCUGCCGGGCGAGGGGCAGCCAGGGCACGGCGGAGACGGGGAGGGGGACACGGGGGUCCCAGAGCCGCCGGGUGCCCCGUGGAGGGAUGGCAGAGCGGGGGGCCUCCCGGCAGCACCCCCUCCUCACCCUCACACCCCCCCGCUCAGCACCGCACCCCCCCUGCUCCUCCCACAGCCCAGCGUGGCCGCAGGAGGGGUCUGGGUGGGCGCACGGCCCCACGCCCCCCAUUUCCCCCAGUGCAAACCCAAAGACAAGCGCCCGGCGUACCAAAGCCUCAAACCCGGCUCGCCGCCGGCACCGGGGGGCGCGGACCCCCGGCUGGACAGGCACCACCCCACGGCCCCCCCGUGCCCACCGGGGGGGGGCUGCGGGGCGCUGGGCCCCUUCGAUGCGCCGGGGCCGGAUGGUGACAGCACCCUGGGGGGCAACGGGGGCCGGUUUCCCUGCCCGCCCAGCAUCCACACCAAGCUGAAGAAGACGUGGCUGACGCGGCACUCGGAGCAGUCGGUGCCAAGGUGCAAAGGGGGCCGGAGGGACGGCCCCGAGGGAGCCGGCGAGGGCAAGCGCUCGGCCAAACGCCCCCACGGCGCUGCCGACGGGCACCGCGGUGCCGCCGAAGGGGCUGGAGCAGCCAAACGGGGAGCCAAGGCCACCGAGCGCCCGGGUGGCACCGAGCACCAGGGUGGCACCGAGCACCUGGGUGGCACCGAGCACCUGGGUGGCACCGGGAGCGGAGGGACCCCGGCGGAGAGGAUGGAGCUGGGAGAGGGAGGCCCCCCAGUCUGUGCCGGCCGGGCUGGCCCGGAGCCGUGGUGCCUGCAGAGCGUGCCCUGCACCGCCCUGCCCAAGAGCAUCCCGCGGUGCUGCGCUUGCGCUGCCCGGGCUGCGGGGAGCCCUGGCGAUGAAGAUGAGGAAGAGGAGCUCGCGGAGAGCACCUGCAGGCUGCUGCGCUUCCGCAGGCUCGCCUUUGGGGACGGCGGGGAGCUGAGCGUCGAUGGCUUCUGCACCGUGGACGAGGCGGAGGGGGAGACGGCGGCGCUGGAGGCGGCGGAGGGCUGGGGCAGGAGCAGCAGCGGCAGCCUCUGCCUGGCCAAGUACCUGCUGUCGGUGCUGGGGGGCCCCUUCUGCGCCGCCGUCCGCAGGGACAGGGGCGCGUGGCUGGGAGCCCACGGCCAGCCCGGGGGGCUGACGGCUUGGAGGCGCGGGGAAGGAGCCCCCCGGCUCUGCGACGCCUGCCAGCGCCGCUGCUUCAACUCGCACUGGAGCUGCGCCACGUGCGGCUUCCAGCAGUGCCCCGAGUGCCACCGCGGCCGGCAGCAGGAGGACGGGCACGGGACGGCCGCGCGCUCUCUCGCAGGGGACCCGGCACGGCCGCGGCGCUGCGCCCCGGGGCCCGACCACGACCCGGCGGCCCUCGUCCCCACGCAGUUCGUCCCCACUCGUGUCCUGGCCCGGCUCUGGCAGCAGCUGCACGAGGCGCGCGCCAAGUUCGACGUCAAGUGGCACUGUCCCUGCGGGGUUGGGGACGCCGAGCAGGGGCCGGCAGAGCCCCCCGGGGGCAGGCAGGAGAAGAUGGGGAGCGUGGCCCCCCCCCUCGUGCCCAGCACCAACGGCGAAACCACGGCCAGAGCCAUCAAGGAAGAGAGCCCCGAGGGGGGGCCGCCGUCGCCGCCGGGGCCACCGCCGCCCCCCCGGGGGGCCGUGCAGACAGCCACCCUCUGCGACCUCCUCGCCUCCACCGCCGUCAAGCUGUGCCUGGGGCACAACGGGGUGCGCAUGGCCUUCGCCCCCGUCGCGCCCCCUUUGCCCAGCGACAAUCGCCUGACCAGCAUCCUGGACAGCAUCAUCGCCCGCGUGGUGGAGAGGAAGAUCCAGGAGAGGCACGCGGGCUGCGAGCUCAGCUGCCCCGGCCCCCCCGGCCCCCCCGGGACCCCCGUUUCCCACUGCAUCCGCCCCGGGGGGCUGCUGUGGCUGCAGGACCCCGGCCACGCCACCAACUACCGGCUCUUCCAGGAGCACUGGCGGCAGGGCCAGCCCGUCCUGGUUUCAGGGCUGGAGAAGAGGCUGGACGGGAGGCUGUGGGGGCCCGAAUCCUUCCGCCCCCCCGGGGGGGAGCAGGAGGUGGAGGCGGUGAACCUGCGGGCGCAGCAGCGGCGCGUCAGGAUGGGCAGCGGGCGCUUUUGGGACGGCUUCGCCGCCAGCGCGACCUGCCCGGUGCUGGAGCAGGGCGCUGGGGACGUCUUGAAGCUGGAGAGUGGCUUUGGGGACAUGCAGCUGUGCCGGGCCACCAACCUGAGCUCCAGCCUGCCUCUGCCCGAGUACUGCGGCCCCCACGGGCGCCUCAACCUGGCCUCCUACCUGCGGGGCGAGCGGGGCCGCCGCUGGCUGCGCCCCCGCAUGUGCGCGGCGUACGGCGUGCAUCCCCAGGAUGGCAGCAUCGGCACCAAAAACCUGACGGUGGAGGCAGCCGACACCAUCAGCGUCCUGGUGCACGCCGCGGCGCGGCACGAGCCGCUGCUGCGCGCCGAGGAGGACGGCAUGGACGAGCUGCUGCAGGAGAGGCUGCGGGGUGCCGGCAGCCGGCCCGGCGCCCUGUGGCACAUCUUCCGCGCCGAGGACGCCGGCCGCAUCCAGGAUUUCCUGCACAAGGUGGACCAAGGGCAACGGGGGGUGGCUGAGGACCCCCCCGGCCUCUACCUGGACCCGGAGCUGCGGCGGCGGCUGCGGGAGGAGUGCGGGGUGAGCGCCUGGACCCUGCUGCAGUGCCUGGGGGACGCGGUGCUGGUCCCCGCCGGGGCUCCGCACCAGGUGCAGAACCUCACCAGCACCAUCGCCGUGGAGCAGCGGUUCCUGUCCCCGGAGAGCGCCGCCCGCCUCGGGGACCACGGCACCGGUCCCCCGGGGCCGCACGCUGGCUCCGGGCUCAGCUGGAUGGCAUGAUCCUGGCCGCCGUGCGGGAGGCCGUGGGCGUCCUGCAGGGCUGCAGGUGAGGCGGCGGCACGUCACCAGGACGCCGGGACAAAGGCAGCGCCGUGCCCGUCCUCACCCGCGCCGCCCGGUGCUGCUUGCUCGGUGCUUCGCCCUGCCAGGAAUAAAGAAAGGGUCGGCUGCGCCGCCA
Messenger RNA from Cygnus olor (mute swan), 4030 nucleotides. It is a transcript of the gene HR, whose product is annotated as HR lysine demethylase and nuclear receptor corepressor. Lineage: Eukaryota; Metazoa; Chordata; Aves; Anseriformes; Anatidae. Gene Ontology annotation, cellular component: histone deacetylase complex; chromatin. Gene Ontology annotation, biological process: regulation of transcription by RNA polymerase II. Gene Ontology annotation, molecular function: transcription coregulator activity; histone H3K9 demethylase activity; chromatin DNA binding. The record is from RefSeq and is a predicted model, not a curated record.